This is a messenger RNA of Megachile rotundata (alfalfa leafcutting bee), 1035 nucleotides long. It is a transcript of the gene Uqcc1, whose product is annotated as Ubiquinol-cytochrome c reductase complex assembly factor 1. NCBI's taxonomy places the organism in Eukaryota, Metazoa, Arthropoda, Insecta, Hymenoptera, Megachilidae. Gene Ontology annotation, cellular component: mitochondrion. The record is from RefSeq and is a predicted model, not a curated record. Gene Ontology annotation, biological process: mitochondrial respiratory chain complex III assembly.
CGCGCUCCAAAAUAUUUAUAUAAUAUCAAGAAAAUGGAAAUUUCUUCAACGGUGUAGGAGGUAGGAAAUGUCUGUUCACUGUUUUAAAUUUGCCGCGUUACAUCCAGUGCUCGUUAGUCGGUAGAAAUGUUUUACAUUUGAAAAGGAAGUAUAGUAAUUAUCAUUUUUCUUUUUCGAAAAGUACAAAUUAAUUUUCUAUAUUUAAUAAAAAAAAUAUAAUAUAAGGAUGCAUUGCGUAAGAACGUUAUAUUUUAGAAAGGUACCAUUGUCCACAACAUUGAAAUACAUCACAGAAUGUCAGUCUAUAAUUAUGCAUGGUACAUGUUGCUCAACAAAAAUUGAAUUUCGUCAAUACUGUCAGAAUGUUCAUGCAAAACAACCACCUGUAGAUGUAAAGACUCCAAAAAAUGGAAUCUUACAAAGUAUUAUGUUAAGAUUUAAUUUAUAUAGAAAAAAGUAUAGACUGAUGUUAACAGGUUAUUUAUUAUAUACUAACACUGUUGACAAUCUCAAUUAUGAAGUGUUUUUUAAAGAUUUCAAUAUGCCAGAUACUUUAUUUUCUUGGUUUUUAAUCACUGAAUUACAUGUUUGGAUGUUAAUGGCUCGUUUUAUGGCUGAAGGAGACAGAGGUAAAGUAGUUAGAAAUAAUAUUGUUGAAGCCAUGUGGCGUGAUGUUACUGUGAGGAUAGAUAAGCUUGGUUUUAUAGCUGGAAAAGUAAAAAGGAGACAAAUAAUGGAUUUAUCAUACCAAUUUAAUGCUGCUAUACUUGGUUAUGAUGAAGGAAUUCUAUCUGAUGACAAAGUAUUAGCAGGUAGUCUAUGGAGAAGAUAUUUCGUCUCCCAAUGUAAUAAUCCAGAGCAUAUUGAGAAACUUUUAAUAUAUGUAAGAAAACAGAUGAGUAUACUAGACGAAAUUCCGACAGAGGAACUUUUUGCUAAAACGCAGAUAGAUUGGAUAGAUUUGAGAAACGUUAGCUGAAACUUGUUAUAAAUUUGUAAAUAGUAACCAGAUAAUAUAAUAAAUAAUUAAACUUA